Messenger RNA from Oryza sativa Japonica Group (Japanese rice), 965 nucleotides. RefSeq names its product ADP-ribosylation factor 1. Gene Ontology annotation, biological process: vesicle-mediated transport; intracellular protein transport. NCBI's taxonomy places the organism in Eukaryota, Viridiplantae, Streptophyta, Magnoliopsida, Poales, Poaceae. The record is from RefSeq and is a predicted model, not a curated record. Gene Ontology annotation, molecular function: GTPase activity; GTP binding. Gene Ontology annotation, cellular component: cytoplasm.
CGUCCAUCCCAAGAUCGGACGCCCUCCAUCCCAUGCCCACCAUCCUUAUAUUAUUCUCCGCUCCUCUCCACCACCCCUUCUCUUCCCUUCCCUCCCCCCCAAAUCCAUCCGCUUCCACCCCCCAGCCCCCGAAUUCCAUCGCAGAUCAGAUCAGGUGAAAAAAGAGGAGAGAGGAGGGGGGAAGAUGGGGUUGGCGUUCGGGAAGCUGUUCAGCCGGCUGUUCGCGAAGAAGGAGAUGCGGAUCCUGAUGGUGGGGCUCGACGCCGCCGGAAAGACCACCAUCCUCUACAAGCUCAAGCUCGGCGAGAUCGUCACCACCAUCCCCACCAUUGGGUUCAAUGUUGAAACUGUUGAGUACAAGAACAUUAGCUUCACUGUCUGGGAUGUGGGGGGUCAAGACAAGAUCAGACCUCUUUGGAGGCAUUACUUCCAGAACACACAGGGUCUUAUCUUUGUUGUGGAUAGCAAUGAUCGCGACCGUGUUGUGGAAGCUAGAGAUGAGCUGCACAGGAUGCUGAAUGAGGAUGAGUUGCGUGAUGCUGUGUUGCUUGUGUUUGCCAACAAGCAAGAUCUUCCAAACGCUAUGAAUGCUGCUGAGAUUACUGAUAAGCUUGGAUUACAUUCCCUUCGUCAGCGUCACUGGUACAUCCAGAGCACUUGUGCCACAACUGGCGAGGGUUUGUAUGAGGGCCUGGAUUGGCUGUCCAGCAACAUUGCUAGCAAGGCUUGAUGCUUGAUACGUGGACCUUUAAGACAUGGAGCUGACUAGGAGCUAUGGCAUGUAUCUCAUUCAUAUGUAGGACGAAGCACUGUUUCAAUCUGUUUUUGUAAGGCAUGUGGCUUCGGCGAGUCCAAUAUUUUUGUAAUGAUACCUCACUUGAAUGUUCCGUACUUUUGGAUAUUAUUUGUACCUGUUCAUUUUGCACAAGGAUUUACAGCAUGAUGGAUGUUUCCGCGACAUGUUA